Molecule: messenger RNA, 1584 nt
Organism: Tupaia belangeri chinensis (Chinese tree shrew)
Lineage: Eukaryota; Metazoa; Chordata; Mammalia; Scandentia; Tupaiidae
Gene: POLD2
Product: DNA polymerase delta 2, accessory subunit
Exons: 11
Coding region: 125-1534 (469 amino acids)
Biological process (GO): DNA strand elongation involved in DNA replication; DNA replication
Cellular component (GO): delta DNA polymerase complex
Molecular function (GO): DNA binding
Source: RefSeq, a predicted model, not a curated record
GAUUGGUAGGACGCGACGAUGGGUGGGGCAAGCGCGCGGGGACUGGCGGGAAGUGGCGCGCGGCGAGAGUGAUCCUCUUUGGCCUGGUGCAGCCAUCUGGACCCAGCAAGCAGAGGGCGUGGCCAUGUUUUCUGACCAGGCGGCCCAGAAGGCCCACACUCUGCUGUCCCCACCGUCAGUCAACAAUGCCACCUUUGCCCGAGUGCCUGUGACCACUUAUACCAACUCUUCACAACCCUUCCGGCUGGGGGAGCGCAGCUUUAACAGGCAGUAUGCUCACAUUUAUGCCACUCGCCUCAUCCAGAUGAGACCCUUCCUGGUGCACCGGGCCCAGCAGCACUGGGGCAGUGCCAUUGGUGUGAAGAAGCUGUGUGAGCUGCAGCCUGGGGAGAGGUGCUGUGUGGUGGGGACUCUGUUCAAGGCCAUGCCGCUGCAGCCCUCCAUCCUGCGUGAGAUCAGCGAGGAGCACAGCCUGCUCCCUCAGCCUCCCCGGAGCAAGUACAUCCACCCAGAUGAUGAGCUAGUCUUGGAAGACGAGCUGCAGCGAAUCAAGCUGAAUGGCACCAUUAAUGUGUCCUUGCUGGUCACAGGGACAGUUCUGGCCGUGCUGGGCUCUGUGGGGGAUGACGGGAGAUUCCUAGUGGAGGACCACUGCCUUGCUGACCUUGCUCCACAGGAGCCUGUGCCCUCCCUUGACAUGGACAGGUUUGUGCUGCUGGUGUCUGGCCUGGGCCUGGGUGGAGGUGGAGGUGAGAGCCUGCUGAGCACACAGCUGCUGGUGGACGUGGUGACAGGGCAGCUCGGGGAUGAAGGAGAGCAGUGCAGUGCCGCGCAUGUGUCCCGGGUCAUCUUGGCCGGCAACCUCCUCAGCCCCAGCACCCAGAACAGAGACUCCAUCAACAAGGCCAAGUACCUCACCAAGAAGGCCCAGGCAGCCAGCGUGGAAGCUGUCAAGAUGCUGGAUGAGGUCCUCCUGCAGCUGAGUGCCUCGGUGCCCGUGGACGUGAUGCCAGGCGAAUUUGACCCAACCAACUACACACUUCCCCAGCAGCCCCUUCACCCCUGCAUGUUCCCGCUGGCUACUGCCUACUCCACUCUCCAACUUGUCACCAACCCGUACCAGGCCACCAUUGAUGGGGUCAGAUUCCUGGGAACAUCAGGACAGAAUGUGAGUGACAUUUUCCGGUAUAGCAGCAUGGAGGAUCACCUGGAGAUCCUGGAGUGGACUUUGCGUGUGCGUCACAUCAGCCCCACAGCUCCUGACACCCUAGGCUGCUACCCCUUCUACAAAACUGACCCCUUCAUCUUUGUGGAGUGCCCACAUGUCUACUUUUGUGGCAACACCCCCAGUUUUGGCUCUAAAACCAUCCAUGGCCCCGAGGACCAGACAGUGCUAUUGGUGGCUGUCCCUGACUUCAGUGCCACACAGACCGCCUGCCUUGUGAACCUGCGCAGCCUGGCCUGCCAGCCCAUCAGCUUCUCAGGCUUUGGGGCAGAGGAUGACGACCUGGGAGGCCUGGGGUUGGGCAACUGAGGUCUGUGGUGUCAGCUUUGUAAAUAAAGGUUGUGUGUUCACUGAUGGAA